CAUUCAGGGACAACCCCAGACGAGGCUGACUUGUGCCUCGGGAGCUGCACAGAAAAGAUCAUUUCGGUGCAGAGCUCUGCUGGUUCCGAGCUGUCAACGUCAGAAACUCUUUUGCGCUUAUUUUGUUGCAUUUUAUUUUUGUUCUGUGCUUCAUUUUCUCACCCAACGAGAUGGCUUCAGACCUGGAAAUCGCAAUAGAGACCCUUCGAGGCGCUGUCACAGAAUGCAGAUUCGAAAAUGUACGAUACCGGCAAGAUCAAUUCCAUGCACUUCAUGGUGCAUUGCGAGAGAAGUCAGAUGCGAUAUGUCAAGCAAUUGCGAAGGAUUCGAGUUGCUCGAUAGCGGAGGCAGAGACCGAAUUCUUUCUUGCCAUGGAUGCAGUGCAGAAGUCUUAUGACAGCCUCAAUUUUGAAAAGGCGUUGGAAGAGGGGUACUAUGUGACGAAAGGAAAGAAUAAUGAGGACCGUCGAGCAGGAUUGGGUCUAGUCGCAAUUCGUCCCCAGCGACAUACUAGAUUCUACUCGGUAGUGUCGCCCAUUGCUGCAGCUCUGGCAGCUGGAAAUUGUAUCCUGGUGCAGCUUGAUAAUUCUUCGCAAUCCGUGGAUGCUCUUUUCACUGAGAUCGUCACACCAGUGAUGGACUCAGAUACAUUCCACAUCACUUCCUCCCAGAUUGAGGACAAGGACCUUGCAAAAUUCGAUCUUCUUGUGGAUCAGACAACCACCCAGAAAGCAUUCGCAUCAUCAUGUCAUUCCACGACAGAAACACGUACCAUUGCCGUCGUGGACAGAACAUCGACCCUCGAAACAGCAGCGAAAGCCAUAGCAACAGCUCGCCUCUCACCAAACAACACAUCUCCUUACUCUCCAGACUUGGUCAUCGUCAACGAGUACAUCAAGGAUAUCUUCAGCUCAGCUUGCCUCCAAUACGCAAGCAACCAAGCGGAAUCAACCAGUAUUCGAAAGAUCAGCCAAGAAGAAAAGAAGCUACAGACAACCAUCCAAGAAGCCGAAAUAAAAGGAACCAUCAAAAUCCACCGCACACCCGGUACAGACCUCAACAUAAUCGAGCUCCUUGACUCCACAUCUCCCUUAAUUAAGACCAAAAUCCAAGGCCCCUACAUCCUCCUCCUUUCCAGCACCGGCCUCGUCGACACCGUCAUCACCCAACGCUCCACCCCCCUCUUCCUAGCAACCUACCUCUUCGCCUCCCCUUCCGCCGCAAAAUUCCUCUCCGAACAAAUCCCCUCGCACGCUAGCUACAUAAACCAAAUCCCCCCUCAACUCCUCUUCGGACCCCCGUCCCCAACCUCGCAUCCUCACACCCUGCAUCCUCGCUACACACCAGCGAUGCUCUCUGCUCCACGACCGCAAUUUGUCGCGAUUUCAGCGGAAAUGCCGGAUAGUCUGGAGAUGAAGAAAUUAGCGGCGAAGGAGUUGAAGCCUACGGGCCAGAAGCCGGGUCAUGCGGUUGGGUUUUUUGAGCAGGGGAUUUUGAUUGGGCUUGGGAGUGCGGCGGUGGUUGUUUUGCCGGCUGUUGGAUGGGGGGUUUAUUGGGUUGGGCGGAGGGGGUUGGGGUUUGUUAGGGGGUUGAGGUAG
Molecule: messenger RNA, 1598 nt
Organism: Mollisia scopiformis
Lineage: Eukaryota; Fungi; Ascomycota; Leotiomycetes; Helotiales; Mollisiaceae
Exons: 4
Coding region: 171-1598 (475 amino acids)
Molecular function (GO): oxidoreductase activity, acting on the aldehyde or oxo group of donors, NAD or NADP as acceptor
Source: RefSeq, a predicted model, not a curated record